Messenger RNA from Paramecium pentaurelia, 353 nucleotides. NCBI's taxonomy places the organism in Eukaryota, Ciliophora, Oligohymenophorea, Peniculida, Parameciidae. The record is from the annotation of a GenBank genome assembly.
GAGAAAUCAACCUAAAUACCAACGUAUUUCGAAAUCAACAAACGCUGGGAAGCUGAAAUGAAGGCAAAGAAAGUCUUAGGUAUAAAGAAAAAAAUCAAAAAAUAAAUUUACAUCAUUUUCAUCAAUGAGGAGUACCUAGGUUCUCCUCAAAAUACAAAUUAAUUUUUGCUUAAAAAGCAUGAAUCAAUAGAAACCAAUAACGGAAAAGAAGUAUAACCACCAGGGAGCAUGCUAUCAUAUCUAUUAAAUGAAAAGAAGAUUGAUCAUUAAUCGAAUAAUCCCAAUAAUUUUGAGUUAAUCAAAGACACAUUAGAACUGUCCUAACUCCCUAAUAAUUACUACCAAAUUUGAAC